AUGGCACCACCAGCAAGCAAAGUACUGGAGACGCAGGACAAAUACGGCGCCAAAGUUGGCGGUCAGGAAGCAGCGCCCGAUAGCCAGUCAGGACCUCAAGGCAAGGGAAAAUCCAACGGAGCUGCAACUAGCGCCGCAGCGUCCUCGGUGGACAACGUCAAGACCGACGGCGACGGCCUGAGAAGCGGCAAGGAGUCUGAUCCUACUUCUGGCCAAGGCACAGAGCGCCAUGGAACAAAAGGUCCCUCCACCAGAGCUAUCGACGUGCAAGGUGCCUCUGACAAGUAUGGCGCGGUCGUCGGCUCGAGCGAGGAGCAAGACAAGCUCAAAUCGUCCAAAUCGAAGCUAUAG
This is a messenger RNA of Mixia osmundae IAM 14324, 351 nucleotides long. RefSeq lists its product as uncharacterized. NCBI's taxonomy places the organism in Eukaryota, Fungi, Basidiomycota, Mixiomycetes, Mixiales, Mixiaceae. The coding region runs from base 1 to 351 and encodes 116 amino acids. The record is from RefSeq and is a predicted model, not a curated record. The transcript is spliced from 3 exons.